This is a messenger RNA of Microtus ochrogaster (prairie vole), 1446 nucleotides long. It is a transcript of the gene Rcn3, whose product is annotated as reticulocalbin 3. Gene Ontology annotation, molecular function: calcium ion binding. NCBI's taxonomy places the organism in Eukaryota, Metazoa, Chordata, Mammalia, Rodentia, Cricetidae. Gene Ontology annotation, cellular component: endoplasmic reticulum. The transcript is spliced from 6 exons. Bases 143 to 1111 code for a protein of 322 amino acids. The record is from RefSeq and is a predicted model, not a curated record.
GAGGGCCUCCGGCGCCGUCAUUGGUAGGAGGGCGGGGGCCUCUGGGCUGCCAGGGGUGGAGCUUGACUGGCGCCGCGCCAGGUUGGGCAUCUUUGCGCGAAAGCCGAGUUCAUCUUGGGGAGCGAACCCAAGCCUGGGACCAAUGAUGUGGCUACGGUCGCUUCUGUUGCUUCUCUUGCUGCUGAGGUGGUGGGCCCUGGGGAAGCCAUCCCCUGACGCCGGACCUCAUGGCCAGGCGAGGGUGCAUCAGGGAGCCCCCCUGAGCGACGCCCCCCACGAUGACGCCCACGGAAAUUUCCAGUAUGACCACGAGGCGUUCCUGGGAAGAGACGUGGCCAAGGAAUUCGACCAACUCAGCCCAGAGGAAAGCCAGGCCCGACUCGGUCGGAUCGUGGACCGCAUGGAUCUCGCUGGGGACAACGAUGGCUGGGUGUCCUUAGCCGAGCUCCGUUCAUGGAUCGCGCACACACAACAGCGACACAUCCGCGACUCGGUGAGCGCAGCGUGGCACACCUACGACACGGACCGCGACGGGCGCGUGGGUUGGGAGGAGUUGCGCAAUGCCACGUACGGCCACUAUGAGCCCGGGGAGGAAUUCCAUGAUGUGGAGAAUGCUGAGACCUACAGGAAGAUGCUGGCUCGGGAUGAGCGGCGAUUCCGGGUGGCCGACCAGGAUGGGGACUCCAUGGCUACCCGGGAAGAGCUGACAGCCUUUCUGCACCCCGAGGAGUUCCCCCAUAUGCGGGACAUUGUGGUUGCAGUGAGUGAGGUUGCAGAACAUCUGCUUCCCAAACCUGUCCUAGCGGACCUGUACUCUGAGGUGCCUGGGGAGGAGGAACCUGCCUGGGUGCAGACGGAGCGGCAGCAGUUCCGGGACUUCCGGGAUCUGAACAAGGAUGGGAAGCUGGACGGCAGUGAAGUCGGUUACUGGGUGCUGCCUCCAUCCCAGGACCAGCCCCUCGUGGAGGCCAACCACCUGCUGCAUGAGAGUGACACAGACAAGGAUGGCCGUCUGAGCAAAGCUGAGAUCCUGAGCAACUGGAACAUGUUUGUGGGCAGCCAGGCCACCAACUACGGCGAGGACCUGACAAGACACCACGAUGAACUCUGAUCCUAGGUCUGCACAGCCUUGUGACCCCAGGACUCCAUGGGGGCAGUUGAGGGGUCACUGCAGCCAACCUCCAGGGCACAGACUCAGCUCUGGUGUCCCUGGUUCUUGGGCUCUCAGGGACCCACUGAAUCACCUUCUCUCCGUGAGACCCUGGCCCCCGCGGCUGGAGCCCCCGUCUGCCCCGGACACUCAGGCACUCAAGUGACCGCCACUGAAACCAUCUCCCAGCACAGGCCUUGGGCCCACACCCUGGCCCACCCCAAUCUGAGCCUCAAUCACAUGGGCUGACCUGUGCUGCCCACUACCUGGGAGCAAUAAAAGCCUUUGCUGGGGUC